AUGGAAAAGCUCAGCUCGAGUCCCCGAAUUGUGGACAUGUAUGGUUACUGUGCCUCUUCGAUAGUUGCCGAAGCCAUGCCGACAGACAUUACGACUCAGCUUGUGCCCGGCGAUAAGGACCAAUACGACCGUGGUCGCAUGAAACAGAAAGAUCUCGACAAACUACAAACAACGGAUGUUUACCCACUCAACAACUUCACUGCCAUUGAAAAGCUGAGCCUAGCUUUGACAAUGGCCGAAAGUUUAGCCGAUUUGCAUGGUUUCGAAGGUGGCGUUAUUGUGCACGGAGACUACCAUCCGGACCAGCACCUGCUGUCCGACAAGGGCCAACUAAAACUCAACGAUUUUAACAAUGGUGAAUUCCUCCACUGGAACGACGUGGACGAAAGGUACUGCUACUAUUCCAGGCAAUUUGGUGGAACGUACAAGGCACCGGAAGAAUUCUCCGGAGGCUACUGUAAUCAAGAAGUCGAUACCUGGAGUUUCGGCAACAACAUAUACGGCUUACUGACUGGUCUCUACCCUAUGUACGAAACAUACAGUCACUCCGAAGUUCGGGAACGCUUUUUGAACCACGAGUUGCCCUACGUGGAUCCACGGUACCGCAGUCGUAGUUAUAUUGAAGGGCGGCUAGUGGAAAUAAUGGAAAAAUGCUGGGCGUACGAGCCCGAGGAUCGCGCUUCCAUUUUUGACGUGGUGAUCUUCCUCCAGGAAACCCUAAGGAAGCACGAAGCAGAGCAACGAGAGCUUUUGAAGAAACACGGUGCACAUCAACAAGUUUAA
Messenger RNA from Phaeodactylum tricornutum CCAP 1055/1, 783 nucleotides. RefSeq lists its product with no specific name. The transcript has a single exon. Gene Ontology annotation, molecular function: ATP binding; protein kinase activity. NCBI's taxonomy places the organism in Eukaryota, Bacillariophyta, Bacillariophyceae, Surirellales, Neidiaceae. Bases 1 to 783 code for a protein of 260 amino acids. The record is from RefSeq and is a predicted model, not a curated record. Gene Ontology annotation, biological process: protein phosphorylation.